Messenger RNA from Zasmidium cellare ATCC 36951, 723 nucleotides. RefSeq lists its product as uncharacterized. The coding region runs from base 1 to 723 and encodes 240 amino acids. Lineage: Eukaryota; Fungi; Ascomycota; Dothideomycetes; Mycosphaerellales; Mycosphaerellaceae. The record is from RefSeq and is a predicted model, not a curated record. The transcript is spliced from 2 exons.
AUGGGCGGCGUGCAGCCGAGCCAGGAGCCGGGGACGACGGUGACACCGCCCCUGCCACGGACGACUGCAUCGGAUCAAGCAAACAUCACGCCGGAGGAUGAGUCUACGCUGUCAGAGCUGGACUCUCCAUCAGAUCCGUCACAGUCAACCAUGGCGGCGUCGACUCAGAAGCGAUGGCUCACGCAGCCAAACUCGAAGAUCGCCAAAGCAGACCUCCUCCGAAUACUCCGUCAAGAAGAUGCAUGGGAGAGUCUGCCGCGAGAGGUCAGGCAAAAUCUCUACAAUUUCUUGCCACAGCCGACAGAAGGAGAGCCCGCCCACAACGUGGACGUCCAUCCUCUCAAGACGCAGUACAAGCAGUACAUCGAGGAUGCCAUUCGCACGUGGCAACAGGAUCUGAUCGACGGAAGGGAAGUCCAGUCAUGGCGUGAGCAGGCCAUGCAAGUGGAGCAGGAUCGGCAAGACGGCAAAUGGGAUGAUUUCAAGGCCUAUCAGAGGGAGGCGGACUGGGGCGAUGAUGGUGAGGAUGAAGACGGCGAAGGCAAUGAUGUGAAGAAUGACACGAACGGUGUGGCGACGAACGGUGCGGCAUCUGAGGACGAAGAGGAUUCCGAGGGAGAGGAGAUCGAGGUGAAGCCGAAGUCGUACUUGACCAUGGGACAGAGGGUCACCGCGAAGAGAGUCAUCGCGGAUUCAGAUGAUGACACUGCCUCAGAGGCUUGA